This is a messenger RNA of Oncorhynchus masou masou (cherry salmon), 3484 nucleotides long. Its product is annotated as E3 SUMO-protein ligase PIAS2-like. Gene Ontology annotation, biological process: regulation of transcription by RNA polymerase II; protein sumoylation. Gene Ontology annotation, cellular component: chromatin. NCBI's taxonomy places the organism in Eukaryota, Metazoa, Chordata, Actinopteri, Salmoniformes, Salmonidae. The record is from RefSeq and is a predicted model, not a curated record. The transcript has 13 exons. The coding region runs from base 388 to 1920 and encodes 510 amino acids. Gene Ontology annotation, molecular function: zinc ion binding; SUMO ligase activity; transcription coregulator activity.
GUUAAACCGCAUAGAAGAAGAAGAAACCCCCCGGUCACAUGACGUGGAGGUCUCCGGUCCGACCGACAAGAAAGUGGCGGAAUUUAAGAGCAUGGUAUCCAGUUUCGGAGUGUCAUAGCUUUAAGUGUUAAAAAACACGAGCAGUCGCAAGCACCGCCCAAAGACCGCCUAUCAAGGAAUUGAAUCAACUGUGCCAUCCCAAGGCGGUAGACAGUAGUCUCCCUAACUUAGCGUCCAUUAAGUCAACGUUCUUCUAGGCAGAGGAAGGAGGUGUUAACUUGGUGAGUUCUGACCUCCGUGACCCUGGACUCUGACCUGGUCUCUGAUUCACUGGUCUUGUCUGGUGAUUCGCUGGUGCUUGACGAAGAGACCAAUAAGGAGUUGAGGAUGAACCUCCAGCAGCCCGCCCCUCUCAUCCCUCCGGUCCACCCAGACAUCCAGAUGAAGUCUCUCCCGUUCUACGACGUGUUGGAUAUCCUCGUCAAACCCUCCAGCUUGGGUCAGUGUGUCUCUGGCGCCAGUGGAGUUCAGAGAUACAACCAAGAUAAGUACUUCAUCUUCGCCUUGACCCCUCAACAAGUCAGGGAGGUGUGCAUCUCCAGGGACUUUUUACCAGGCGGCAGAAGAGACUAUAUGGUUCAGAUACAGCUGAGGUUCUGUCUUUCAGAAACCAGUUGUCCCCAAGAAGACAACUACCCAAACAGUCUCUGCAUUAAAGUCAAUGGGAAGCUGUUCCCCCUUCCGGGUUAUGCCCCUCCCCCUAAAAAUGGAGUGGAACAGAAGAGACCAGGACGACCUCUAAACAUCACCUCAUUGGUCAGAUUGUCCUCUGCAGUACCCAAUCAGAUCUCUAUAACGUGGGCACCUGAAAUCGGAAAGACAUACUCUGUGUUGGUGUACCUGGUGAGACAGCUCACCUCACCUCUACUGCUGCAGAGGCUCAGGAUGAAGGGCAUCAGAAACCCAGACCACUCCAGAGCGCUGAUAAAGGAGAAGCUGACGGCAGACCCUGACAGUGAGAUUGCUACAACCAGUCUGAGAGUGUCUCUCAUGUGCCCUCUGGGUAAGAUGCGUCUGACAGUGCCGUGUCGAGCUCUCACCUGUUCCCACCUGCAGUGUUUCGACGCAGCCCUCUACCUGCAGAUGAAUGAGAAGAAGCCCACCUGGGUCUGUCCUGUCUGUGACAAGAAGGCCCCCUAUGAGAGCCUGAUCAUCGACGGGUUGUUCAUGGAGAUUCUGAACGACUGUUCCGAUGUGGAUGAGAUCAAGUUCCAGGAGGACGGGACCUGGUGCCCCAUGAGACCAAGGAAAGAGGCCCUCAGUGUGUCCUCAACCUGUAUCCCAAAAAUAGAACCACGUCAGUGUGCGGUGGUCCCUCCCCACAGAGAGCCCAGCUCGACCAAUAAGAAGGCAGACGUGAUCGACUUGACCCUAGAGAGUUCGUCAGAGGACGAGGAGGAGGAGGAGGAGGAAGACCCUGACCCGCCACUCAAGAAGCGAUGCCUCUACAUGUCCAAGACCGAGGAGGUGCACGCCAAGGGAGUGUUGUCCUAUCAGCCGGCGACGGUGUGCCUGCCAAACGUACACGCCCUGGACACCUCAUCCUACCUGACAAACUCACUAGCCGACUACACAGUCCCCUUCCACCACUCCACCCUGUCCACCGUCCCUACGGACAUACAGGGUCUGGAUCUGUUCUCGCUGAUCCAAGGUGACCCGCAGCAUUACAGAGCUCCCAUGUUCCUGGAGAACCUGACCAGCAGCCUGCAGGGUGCCACCACUAGCGCCGGCCUGGUGUCCUCUUCUAGCCAAUACGAGACCAGUUCCCACCUCUUCUCCACCUCUUCUUACCAAACUGGGGUUAUUACCGGGGGAGGGGUAGGGUCCAACAGCAUCUCAGACAUCAUCUCAUUGGACUAAUUCUCUGGUCCCUGUGAGCUCAUUGGACUGAUUGUCUUGUCACUCACAGGAGCCUUCAAUUGGCUGUGUCCUGAAAUGGAAUCCUAAUCCCUAUAUAGUGCACUACUUUUGGCCGUACAGCAGAAAGUAGUGCACUAUAUAUGUAAUAAAGUCUGCAUCAGAAAUGGCACCAUGUCCAUAGGCCUUCACCACCGGGACAGGCUGUGGCCCUCACCACCGGGACAGGCUGUGGCCCUCACCACCGGGACAGGCUGUGGCCCUCACCACCGGGACAGGCUGUGGCCCUCACCACCGGGACAGGCUGUGGCCCUCACCACCGGGACAGGCUGUGGCCCUCACCACCGGGACAGUAAAGAUACAUUCCUUUCGCCAGACCCCUGCUUUGUAGGUCAGAGUUGAUGAAAGGAUAAGAAAGUUAAGAGGCCCCACACCUAGACUCCACGUUGACCUGAGGUGGCGCCUCACCUGCAGACUCCACGUUGACCCGAGGUAAUGAGGAACAGAAGAUUUCUAUUGGAUGAACUGACAUGGAAGCAGGAAGUGGGACUAUGGUUGACGGUGUGGAUUGUUUGAAAUGGUUUUGUGUCAGUACCUAGGAGUCAUCCCAAGGCAGCUCAUUGUUUUACUAAUUAAGGGUUCAAGGAUCAACACUCUGUAAAACCCCAUUGUACGGUACAUUCGGAGUGUUCAUACCCCGUUGAUUAAUUAAAUAUUAUGUUACAGCCUAAAUUCAGAAUGGAUUCAAUUGAUGCCCCCCCCCCCGCCCAUCUACACACAAUGCCCCCAUUAAUGUCAGUGAAAACAUAUUUUUAAACAUUUGUGCAAAUUUAUUGAAAAUGAAAAUACAAAAAUAAAUAAUUUUCAUAAGUAUUUUUACCCCUGAGUCAAUACAUGUCAGUCUUUCUGGGUAAAUCUAAGCUUUGUGGAUUGUACAAUAUUUACACAUUUGUUAUUUUACAUGUUUUUUUUCAAGCUCUGUUAAGUUGGUUGUUGAUCAUUGUUUGACAGAUAUUUUCAAGUCUUGACAUUGAUUUUCAAGCAGAUUUGUCAAAACUGUAACUCAGCCACUCAGGAACAUUCAUUGUCUUGGUAAGCAACUCCAGUGUAUAUUUGGCCUUGCGUUUUCGGUUAUUGUCCUGCUAAAAGGUGAAUUAGUCUCUGUUUGUUGGAAUGCAGACUGAACCAGGUUUUCCUCUAGGAUUUUGCCUGUGCUUAGCUCUCUUCCGUUUAUUUAUUUUUUUAUCUCCCUUGCAGUUGACAAGCAUACCCAUAACAUGAUUCAGCCCCCACCAUGCUUGACCAUAUGAAGAGUGGUACGGAGUAAUGUGAGGUUAGAUUCACCCCAAACGUAACAGGACAUCAACUUUUAUUUUUUAUUUAUUUUUGUUUUUGUUUGCGGUAUUACUUUAGUGCCUCUUAUUGCAAACAGGAUGCAUGUUUUGGGAAUAUUUUAAUUCUGUACAGACUUCCUCCUUUUUCACUGUCAUUUCGGUUAAUAUUGUGGAGUAACUACAGUGUUGAUCCAUUCUCCUACCAGUCAUUAAACUUAACUGUUUUAACGGCA